Messenger RNA from Symphalangus syndactylus (siamang), 908 nucleotides. It is a transcript of the gene IL17A, whose product is annotated as interleukin 17A. Lineage: Eukaryota; Metazoa; Chordata; Mammalia; Primates; Hylobatidae. Gene Ontology annotation, cellular component: extracellular region. Gene Ontology annotation, biological process: inflammatory response. The record is from RefSeq and is a predicted model, not a curated record. Gene Ontology annotation, molecular function: cytokine activity.
GUCCAUCUCAUAGCAGGCACAAACUCAUCCAUCCCCAGUUGAUUGGAAGAAACAACGAUGACUCCUGGGAAGACCUCAUUGGUGUCACUGCUACUGCUGCUGAGCCUGGAGGCCGUAGUGAAGGCAGGAAUAGCAAUCCCACAAAAUCCAGGAUGCCCAAAUUCUGAGGACAAGAACUUCCCCCGGACUGUGAUGGUCAACCUGAAAAUCCAUAACCGGAAUACCAAUACCAAUCCCAAAAGGUCCUCAGAUUACUACAACCGAUCCACCUCACCUUGGAAUCUCCACCGCAAUGAGGACCCUGAGAGAUAUCCCUCUGUGAUCUGGGAGGCAAAGUGCCGCCACUUGGGCUGCGUCAACGCUGAUGGGAACGUGGACUACCACAUGAACUCUGUCCCCAUCCAGCAAGAGAUCCUGGUCCUGCGCAGGGAGCCUCCGCACUGCCCCAACUCCUUCCGGCUGGAGAAGAUACUGGUGUCCGUGGGCUGCACCUGCGUCACCCCCAUUGUCCACCAUGUGUCCUAAGAGCUCUGGGGAGCCCACACUCCCCAAAGCAGUUAGACUUUCUGGAGAGCCGGCCCAGCCCUUCAGGAACCCUCAUCCUUCAAAGACAGCCUCAUUUCAGACCAAACUCAUUGGAGUUCUUAAGGCAGUUCGUCCAAUUAAAGCUUCAGAGAAGACAAGAUUCCAGGCUUGGGAAUUUUAUUAUUUAAAAGUGUCGGCCGGUCUGAGAAAUGAAGAGAAAGAGUACAAAAGAGAGAAAUUUUACAGCUGGGCCUCCAGGGGUGACAUCACCUAUUACUCUUAUUCUAUGGCUGACCUUUCUGCCAGCAAGUUUUCCUCGUGUUUAAAAGCACUAAGAUUGAAGCAUAAAAGACAAAUGGAAAGAUGAAAUACAGAAGCCCCAC